AUGCAAGAAAUUAUUGAGGCGAACCGCAGAACAUUGCGGGAAAAUAUAGAUCAGAAUAGAUUGGAAUUUUUUCCACCUCCAACUUUGGAUCCUGUCAUUACUCUUGAUCGUUUAAGCUAUGUUAAUCGACGUCAUCCCAGAAAUAAAAGUGUUACUGGUUUUGGUAUUUUAAGAUAUUACGUCUCAUUACAAGGGCAAAUUAUAAACUGUGAUGAGGCUGUAGUCGGUAGGGUAGCAACUGAAGUAUGGAAAUCUGCUACCGCGGCAGAAAAAAGAGAUUAUACAAAUUUAUCGAACCAGGCUUUUUUAUUUUCCGGGUUUUAA
Messenger RNA from Rhizophagus irregularis DAOM 181602=DAOM 197198, 324 nucleotides. RefSeq lists its product as uncharacterized. NCBI's taxonomy places the organism in Eukaryota, Fungi, Glomeromycota, Glomeromycetes, Glomerales, Glomeraceae. The record is from RefSeq and is a predicted model, not a curated record.